Messenger RNA from Phacochoerus africanus (Common warthog), 3205 nucleotides. It is a transcript of the gene SLC30A5, whose product is annotated as solute carrier family 30 member 5. The record is from RefSeq and is a predicted model, not a curated record. The transcript has 16 exons. Gene Ontology annotation, molecular function: zinc ion transmembrane transporter activity. Bases 225 to 2528 code for a protein of 767 amino acids. Lineage: Eukaryota; Metazoa; Chordata; Mammalia; Artiodactyla; Suidae. Gene Ontology annotation, biological process: intracellular zinc ion homeostasis; zinc ion transport; transmembrane transport. Gene Ontology annotation, cellular component: membrane; Golgi apparatus.
CGGUGAGCCUCCGGAGAGCCCCGCGCCGCCGGAACUGUCCGUGGCCUAGUCCCGACGCGUGUGUGCUUGCGAGCCGGGGACAGCGGCGGCGGCCCGGCCUGCGGGGACCCGACAGGGCCGCUGCCAUGGGGAAGUGACGCGCUUGCGACCGCUGUUCCGCGGCAGCGGCGAGACAUGAGGAGACCCCGCGGCAGGGGCAGCGGCGGCGGCUCCUGAUCCCCGCGAUGGAGGAGAAAUACGGCGGGGACGUGCUAGCCGGCCCAGGCGGCGGCGGCGGCGGCGGCCUCGGGCCGGUGGACGUGCCCAGCGCUCGAUUAACGAAAUAUAUUGUGUUACUGUGUUUCACUAAAUUUUUGAAGGCUGUGGGACUUUUUGAAUCAUAUGAUCUUCUUAAAGUAGUUCACAUUGUUCAGUUCAUUUUUAUAUUAAAACUUGGGACUGCGAUUUUUAUGGUUUUGUUUCAAAAGCCUUUUUCUUCUGGGAAAAGUAUUACCAAACAUCAGUGGAUCAAAAUAUUUAAACAUGCAGUUGCUGGAUGUAUCAUUUCACUCUUGUGGUUUUUUGGCCUUACUCUUUGUGGACCACUAAGGACUUUGCUGCUAUUCGAACACAGUGAUAUUGUUGUCAUUUCACUGCUCAGUGUUUUAUUCACUAGUUCUGGAGGAGGACCAGCAAAGACAAGGGGGGCUGCUUUUUUCAUUAUUGCUGUGAUCUGCCUAUUGCUUUUCGACAAUGAUGAUCUCAUGGCUAAAAUGGCCGAACACCCUGAAGGACAUCAUGACAGUGCUCUAACGCACAUGCUUUACACAGCCAUUGCCUUCUUAGGUGUGGCGGAUCACAAGGGUGGAGUAUUGUUGCUAGUGCUGGCUUUGUGUUGUAAAGUUGGUUUUCAUACAGCUUCCAGAAAACUCUCUCUAGAUGUUGGUGGAACCAAACGUCUUCAAGCUUUAUCCCAUCUUGUUUCUGUGCUUCUCUUAUGCCCAUGGGUUAUUGUUCUUUCUGUGACAACUGAGAGUAAAGUCGAGUCUUGGUUUUCACUCGUUAUGCCUUUCACAACAGUGAUCUUUUUUGUCAUGAUCCUGGAUUUCUAUGUCGAUUCCAUUUGUUCAGUCAAAAUGGAUGUUUCCAAAUGUGCUCGCUAUGGAUCCGUUCCCAUUUUUAUCAGUGCUCUACUUUUUGGAAAUUUUUGGACACAUCCAAUAACAGACCAGCUUCGGGCUAUGAACAAAGCAGCACACCAGGAGAGCACAGAACACGUGCUUUCUGGAGGAGUAGUAGUGAGUGCUAUAUUCUUCAUUUUGUCUGCCAACAUCUUAUCAUCUCCUUCUAAAAGAGGACAGAAGGGUACCCUAAUUGGAUAUUCUCCUGAAGGAACACCUCUUUAUAACUUCAUGGGUGAUGCUUUUCAGCACAGCUCCCAGUCGAUCCCUAGGUUUAUUAAGGACUCACUAAAACAAAUUCUUGAAGAGAAUGACUCCAGGCAGAUCUUUUACUUCUUGUGCUUGAAUCUGCUUUUUACCUUUGUGGAAUUAUUCUAUGGCGUGUUGACCAAUAGUCUGGGUCUGAUCUCAGAUGGAUUUCACAUGCUCUUUGACUGUUCUGCUUUGGUCAUGGGACUUUUUGCAGCCCUGAUGAGUAGAUGGAAAGCAACUCGGAUUUUCUCUUAUGGGUAUGGCCGAAUAGAAAUUCUCUCUGGAUUUAUCAAUGGGCUUUUUCUAGUGGUAAUAGCAUUUUUCGUGUUUAUGGAGUCAGUGGCUAGAUUAAUUGAUCCUCCGGAAUUAGACACGCACAUGUUAACACCAGUCUCAGUUGGAGGGCUGAUAGUAAACCUUAUUGGUAUCUGUGCCUUUAGCCAUGCCCACACCCAUACCCAUGGAGCUUCUCAAGGAAGCUGUCACUCAUCUGAUCACAGCCACUCACACCAUAUGCAUGGACACAGUGACCACGGGCAUGGUCACAGCCACGGAUCUGCAGGCAGAGGCAUGAAUGCUAAUAUGAGGGGUGUAUUUCUCCAUGUCUUGGCAGACACACUUGGCAGUAUUGGUGUGAUCGUAUCCACCAUUCUUAUAGAGCAGUUUGGAUGGUUCAUUGCUGAUCCCCUCUGUUCUCUUUUCAUCGCUGUAUUAAUAUUUCUCAGUGUUGUCCCACUGAUUAAAGAUGCCUGUCAGGUUCUACUUCUGAGACUGCCACCAGAAUAUGAAAAAGAACUACAUAUUGCCUUAGAAAAGAUACAGAAAAUUGAAGGAUUAAUAUCAUACCGAGACCCACAUUUUUGGCGUCAUUCUGCCAGCGUUGUGGCAGGAACAAUUCAUAUACAGGUGACAUCUGAUGUGCUGGAACAAAGAAUAGUACAGCAGGUUACGGGAAUACUUAAAGAUGCAGGAGUAAACAAUUUAACAAUUCAAGUGGAAAAAGAAGCAUACUUUCAACAUAUGUCUGGCCUAAGUACUGGAUUUCAUGAUGUUCUGGCUAUGACAAAACAAAUGGAGUCUAUGAAAUACUACAAAGAUGGUACUUACAUCAUGUGAGAAAACUUGGAAAUUACCCCUGGGGUAUGAACAAUGAAGAUUAACUGACUCGGUAUUUAUAAUAUUGCCAGAAGGAAGAAAACUGCACAUAAUUGUACAGAAACAUUUUGCUAUAUUUGAGAAAAAAAAUUUAAAGCUCCCUACUGAUGGAUCAAGGAAUCUUUUGUAAAGGAAAUUUAAAUAUAGAAUGAAGUAUUAAUUGUACAAAUAAAAUAACUAUUUAAAUUAUGUGUAAAACAGGAAACUUAAAUUUGAGUGAAAUGAGGUACCACAUCAUCUUCGAAAAUGAACAUAUGAUGGAUUCUAGUGAAGACCAAAUUACUUCUGUGUGUUUACUUUCUCUCAGAAAGCAUCUCCACUGUAAAUAAUGUAUUUACAUGUUUAUUACAAAGACCCCAAAUGAUAAAUUUUUAGUCAGAUUUUUUCAUAGCCCUGGGAUAAAAUAGGAAUAAAAGUUUUAUAUUUAUGGAUUUUCUGUAUAUAAAACUGGUUUCUAAUUAUAACUUAAACCUGUUAGGUAAAAUCUGUAUUGCCACUUUAAAUGUAGACUAAUUAUUUGGGAGAAACUUCAACCACUGAUAUGAGGCAGCAGUGAGAAUAGAAGGAAUAACGAGACAAGUUUUUGAUGUAUUAAAAAGCCAACCACUCUGUAAAAUAAAUUUUUUUACUUUUGGUAA